AAGAAUUCAAGCGGCAACACCGCGAAUGAUUCCGGCAGCGCCUGCGGGGUGAACGCCGGGAGUCCCGCGGGGGAUGAGCCAGGAGCGGAGCCGGGGGGCGGCGCGGGGGGCGCGGAGCGCGGGCGGCGCAUGAAGAGCCUGCGGAAGAAGCUGCGGCAGGUGGAGGAGCUGCGGCUGCGGCUGGAGCGCGGCGCGCUGCCCCGGCCCAGCCCCGAGCAGCUGCAGAAGCUGCGGCGGCGCCGCGAGCUCGAGGAGGAGCUGCGCGCGCUCGAGCUGGACUCGGAUGGCCGUGACCUGAGCCCGCAGCGAUGGAGCGGCCCCGGUACCGGGAGGCGACCCCCGGGGGCAGCGGGCCCGGGGGGGGCUCCGGAGCCGCCCGGAGCGGGAGCUGCGGCCACCCCCGCGCCACCGGCACCGGCACCGCCACCGGCACCGGCACGGCGGGGGGCGGCGAGGACGAGAGCGGAGAGCGCGACACUCCUGUCCCCAAACCCCCCGGGAGUGUCCCCAACCCCGGGGGUGUCCCCAGUUCUGAGGGUGUCCCCAACUCUGGGAGUGUCCCCAAACCCCCGGGUGUCCCCAACCCUGAGGGUGUCCCUGAGGGUGUCCCCAGUUCUGGCAGUGUCCCCAACCCCAGGACUGUCCCCAACUCUGAGGGUGUCACCAGCCCCGGGGGUGUCCCCACUCCUGAGGAUGUCCCCAACACUGGGACUGUCCCCAACCCCGGGAGUGUCCUCAGCUCCGGUGGCAUCCCCGGUCCUCGGGGUGUCACCAGCCCUGGGAGUGUCCCCAACCCUGAGGGCAUCCCCAGCUCCAGAAGUGUCCCCAACUCCGGCCGUGUCCCCAAACCUGAGACUCCCAGGAGUGUCCCCAACCCCGGGAGUGUCCCCAACCCCGGGAGUGUCACCAGCCCCGGGAGUGUCCCCAGCCCCAGCAAUGUCACCAGCCCCGGGAGUGUCCCCACCACCGAGGAUGUCCCCAGCCCUGAGGGUGUCCCCUCCCCCGGGGGUCGCUGUGGCUGCCGGGGUCCCCCGGCCGCUCCCCCGAGCCCCUCCCGGGACCUCCCGUGCGGUCUCGGCUGCCGCCACCGGGGACCCCCGCGGGACAACGGCGACCCCCGCGGGGCUCGGCGGCGACAACGCCACGACGAGCCCGACCAGCAGCUCGGCGACACCGCCGGGGGACAGCGGGGGACCCUGCGGGUGGCCCGGGCGGGGGUCGCGCUGUGCCUGCGCCUGCUCGGAGCUCUCCUGGCGCUGCUCUUCCUCCUCCUCCUCCUCCUCCUCGGCGGGCUCCGCUCCUUCCUGCGCGGCGGCUCCGCGGGGCUCCGCCGUUCCCGGGAGCUGCUGGCCGAGUGGCUCCGGCGGCGGGCGAGCCAGCGAGGUGGCGGCGGCGGCGGUGACGAGGAGGUGACACGUUUGGUGGCCAUGGCCGAGGUGGCCGAGGAGGAGCUGGACCCGUUCCGGGUGCUCGGGGUGGAGCCCACGGCCAGCGACACCGAGCUGCGGCGGGCGUACCGCAGGCUGGCGGUGC
This is a messenger RNA of Pyrgilauda ruficollis (rufous-necked snowfinch), 1533 nucleotides long. Its product is annotated as splicing factor 3A subunit 2-like. The transcript is spliced from 3 exons. NCBI's taxonomy places the organism in Eukaryota, Metazoa, Chordata, Aves, Passeriformes, Passeridae. Bases 130 to 1413 code for a protein of 427 amino acids. The record is from RefSeq and is a predicted model, not a curated record.